CCCCGAACGCCACCUUUUCGUUUUCCUGCCUGAAUUGAACAGCGAGCAUGGGAUAUUAUGGGAUAUGGAUCAACUUUCCAUUCCUCUUUUCUAACAUGGAAGGAAAUCUCAAGUCAACUUCACCCCAUCAUUUGGUCUUCUCUUCAAAUCUGUAAUUCCAAUUUCAAUUCCCUUUCCCCUUUUUUCUAUAUAACCACCAGAGUCGUCUUCCAUCGUCGCCUGUAAUUUUAUCAAAAUUUUCAAUCGAUCGAGCUCAAUUGAUAAUCAUCCAUGGGGAUUCAGGGUAUGAGGCUCCACCACCACUUCUGGCCGGACCACCAGCCUCCGCCGUCCCUCCGCUGCAAGCGCCUCCGCCCCCUCGUCCCCAAGCUCGCCGGCGGCGGCGGCGCCGGACAUCUCAAAUCCUUCAUCAGACCCGAUCAUCAUCAAAACAAAGAAUACAGUUUGCCUCCUCAGGCGGCGGAAGCGCCGCCGCAGCACGGCGGCGGGACGCGGUGGAACCCGACGCAGGAGCAGAUAAGCUACCUGGAAAUGCUGUACAGGGACGGGAUCCGAACUCCCAACGCCCAACAGAUCGAACACAUCACUGCACACCUCGCUAAGUACGGCAAAAUUGAAGGCAAAAACGUGUUUUACUGGUUCCAAAACCAUAAAGCGCGCGAGAGGCAGAAGAGAAAGCGCAUUUCCAUUUCCCAACAUGGAAACACGACUUCUCCUCCUCCUCCUCCUCCUCCUUCUUCCCCCAUCCCCAAAACGACGCCGUCUCCGCCAUUAACAACCCCCAAGAAUCAUACAGAGGGAAAGAAUGUCCUGAAGAAGAAAGCAGAAAGUGUACAGAAACAGGAGAUGGCGAAAUUAGGACACUGGAGCUCUUCCCUCUGCACCCAGAAGGAAGAUCUGAUCUGAUCUGUUCUUGUGAUUUUUAGUAUGGAUCAUCGACAAAUUAAAUAUGAUUAUUAAUUAAUUAAUUAAUUGUCAGAGGUAGCUAAUUAGUUAAUUAAUUUAAUUUCCCAUCUGCAGCUGCUAAUGCUGCCAUGUUCGAUUA
Andrographis paniculata is the source of this 1045-nucleotide messenger RNA. Its product is annotated as WUSCHEL-related homeobox 4-like. Gene Ontology annotation, biological process: procambium histogenesis; cell division; phloem or xylem histogenesis. The transcript has 3 exons. The record is from RefSeq and is a predicted model, not a curated record. NCBI's taxonomy places the organism in Eukaryota, Viridiplantae, Streptophyta, Magnoliopsida, Lamiales, Acanthaceae. The coding region runs from base 271 to 906 and encodes 211 amino acids. Gene Ontology annotation, cellular component: nucleus. Gene Ontology annotation, molecular function: DNA binding; DNA-binding transcription factor activity.